This is a messenger RNA of Rotaria socialis, 573 nucleotides long. NCBI's taxonomy places the organism in Eukaryota, Metazoa, Rotifera, Eurotatoria, Philodinida, Philodinidae. The record is from the annotation of a GenBank genome assembly.
AUGUUAUAUUGUGAUAAUGGUAUUAAAGAGGAAUACAAUUGCGAAUUAUUUGAAGAAAAAGAAGUACAUUUAGAUUAUUGCAACAUUAAAUUAGUUGAAUUAAAUAAUAUUGUCUUGCUCAAUACGUGCAUUGUAGAAAGUGAUGAAAACAGUUGUGAGAUGGUUUGGCCUGAUGGAUGCGAAACAUGGUUCAUUCAUGAUGAAUUGCCGCAGCGAUAUCAAUUUAUUCGAUCCAAACAACCAGAUGUACCCUUUAACUCAACAUCAAAUAUUGAUGAUAAAUUUUCUCAAGAAAAUUUAUUGAAUUGUAUCAAUGUCUUAUCGUCGUCUGUUAUGAGCGAUAAAUAUAUUUUCGCUAGUGACAAUCUUGAAGCAUUUGGUAAUCCAUUAAAAUUACAUGUAAAAUACAGUGAUAUUUUCUCAUUUUUUCUGUUUCUUCGUAAAUUAUGUCCCGUGAUAAACACCUGCUCUCGAAUUUUUACUGGUGAUACAGCAGGUUCAUAUUUCUGCCACGAUGUUAUGCCGUAUGAUACAGAAGAUCGCGACUGGUUCCGGUGCUUAGCUGUUCCAUAG